Messenger RNA from Choloepus didactylus (southern two-toed sloth), 4760 nucleotides. It is a transcript of the gene SLC2A2, whose product is annotated as solute carrier family 2 member 2. Gene Ontology annotation, biological process: D-glucose transmembrane transport. The record is from RefSeq and is a predicted model, not a curated record. The transcript has 11 exons. NCBI's taxonomy places the organism in Eukaryota, Metazoa, Chordata, Mammalia, Pilosa, Megalonychidae. Gene Ontology annotation, cellular component: brush border; membrane. Bases 41 to 1612 code for a protein of 523 amino acids.
UAAGGACCUAGAAAUAAGAGGAGGACUCCCAACCCAUAAAAUGACAGACGAUAAGAUCACUGGGACCUUGGUUUUCACUGUCUUCACUGCAGCACUGAGUUCUUUCCAGUUUGGAUAUGACAUUGGUGUGAUCAAUGCACCUCAAAAGAUAAUAGAAUUCCAUUAUAGACAUGUGUUGGGUGCUCCACUGGAUGACCGAAAGGCCACCAACAACUAUACUAUCAACAGCACAGAGGACCUGCCCACAGCCCUACACCCAGUGGGACCAAUCCCUUGGGCCGAGGAGGAGAGUAUGGCAUCUGAUCACCUCGUCACCAUGCUCUGGUCCCUGUCUGUGUCCAGCUUUGCAGUUGGUGGAAUGAUCGCAUCAUUCUUCGGUGGGUGGCUUGGGGACAAGCUUGGAAGAAUCAAAGCUAUAUGGGUAGCUAACAGUCUCUCGUUGAUUGGAGCUCUCUUUAUGGGGUUUUCGAAAUCAGGACCAUCUCAUAUUCUUAUAAUUUCAGGAAGAGGCAUAUCAGGACUCUAUUGUGGGCUAAUUUCAGGCCUGGUUCCGAUGUACAUUGGUGAAAUUGCUCCAACCACUCUCAGGGGCGCUCUUGGCACCUUUCACCAGCUGGCCAUUGUCAUAGGCAUUCUUAUUAGUCAGAUUGUUAGCCUCAACAAUAUUCUUGGCAAUCAUGAUCUGUGGCACAUCUUACUUGGCCUAUCUGCUGUGCCAGCCAUCCUACAGUCUGUGCUGCUCUUCUUCUGUCCAGAAAGCCCCAGAUAUCUUUACAUCAAGGUAGAUAAGGAAGACAAAGCAAAGAAGAAUUUGAAAAGACUCAGAGGAUCUGAUGAUAUUACCAAAGACAUCACUGAGAUGAGAAAAGAAAGGCAUGAAGCAUCAAGUGAGCAGAAAGUUUCCAUGAUUAAACUCUUCACCAAUUCCAGCUACCGAAAGCCCAUUCUUGUAGCAUUGAUGCUCCACGUGGCUCAACAAUUUUCUGGAAUCAAUGGAAUCUUUUACUACUCAACCAGCAUUUUUCAGAAGUCUGGAAUCAGCCAACCUGUUUAUGCAACAAUUGGAGUUGGUUUUAUCAACACAGUUUUCACUGUUAUCUCUGUAUUCCUUGUGGAGAAGGCAGGAAGACGCUCUCUGUUUCUAAUAGGAAUGAUUGGGAUGUUUUUCUGUGCUAUCUUCAUGUCAGUGGGACUUGUGUUAUUGGAUAAGUUUGCUUGGAUGAGUUAUGUGAGCAUGACUGCCAUCUUCCUCUUUGUCAGUUUCUUUGAAAUUGGGCCAGGCCCCAUCCCCUGGUUCAUGGUGGCUGAGUUUUUCAGUCAAGGACCACGCCCUGCUGCUUUAGCAAUAGCUGCAUUCAGCAACUGGCUCUGCAAUUUCAUUAUAGCCCUGUGUUUCCCGUACAUCGAGGGCUUUUGUGGACCUUAUGUAUUUUUCCUCUUUGCUGGAGUGGUCCUGCUCUUUACCUUGUUUAUAUUCUUUAAAGUUCCGGAAACCAAAGGAAAGUCCUUUGAAGAAAUCGCGGCAGAAUUCCGGAAGAAGAAUCGUGGUUCACCCCCAGAGCCAAAAGCUGCAGUAGAAAUGGAAUUUCUGGGAUCUGCAGAGCCUGUGUAAAGACUACCUGCUUUUUGACAUGAAGAGAAAUAGGAAGAAACCAUGUGGUUUUAAAAUGAUGAUUCCUUGAGGAUUUUCUCUCCAUAUCUUGAAGAAUUAUUUUAAUUUUUACAGAGCUGUUAUGGACUCUGAUCAGAAAUGUCAUCAAAUAGUACCAAAGAAAGUAUAUAUUUUUAAAAGUUAGAGAAUCUGUUUUUGAUGGAAAGACUAUAAGUAAGUAAACUAAAAGUCCAGCUCAUUUUGCUAUACUAAAGGGCAAGCGCAUUCUAAUGGCCCUAGCCUUAUUCUUUGUAAUGAAGGUCUCUUGAUGUUGAAGAGGUUUCAAUGUAUCAUAUUAUUGCUUCAUUAAACACCUGACUCCACUCAAAACCUGAGAUACAAUAAAUAUGUACAUAUUUGGAUUAAACUGGAAUUUUCUUACCCACAGAUCUCAUCCUAGAGAAUAUAUGGGGAAUGGCAGUAAGGUCAUGCUAAAAUUGACAACUUUCUCAUUUCUCCCAUUCAGCUUUUUUUUUCUUAUGCACUAGAAUUUGUGUUUUGUUUAAAAUUUUAUUUUUGUCUAUAUUUUCAUAUGGAAUGACAUAUUGAGUAUAUUAAAAUAUUUUUAUAAAGAAAAUUUUAUUUUACUAUUGGUAGUUGUACCAAAAUCUUUCAGCACUCUACAGAAAGAUUUUAGUUCCUUUAUUUGACAAUUUUUUUUCUGCAAUAUUAAGCACUAAAGAGGUUUUACCUGGUCAUAUAGCUUGGAUUAUCAGUUAAUAUUAACAUCUAUUGUAAAACCAUGUUAAUUCCUUGCUGGUUCAGUCCUAUGAGCUAUAUUUUGUUUUUGUUUUGCUUUUUAAAUGAAAAUGGCUUUUCUGUGUCUCUGGUUCUCUUCUUCAAGGCCUUUGGGCAGAUCAAAAUUACAAAGAUGAAAGCAUUUAACAUUUUCAUAGGUAAUGUGAAAUUACUGUAAUUUAAUCAAAUCACUAUUCCUCAAUUCAUUUACUAAGAGAAUAAAGUAGUAAAGGUUUAAAAAAGGAACCCUCCAAAAACACUUUUAUGUUUUAAUUAGUUAUAUUGACUGACCCACAAAUACCACAAGUUCAGACACUGACAUUUUCUGUUUUCAGAAACAUUUAAGUACCUUACAUUAUUUCCAUUCUACAUUUUUUUUCCUUGCAGAGACACAUUUUUUCUUCUUUCUUGAGUUGAAGAGAAACAUUAAAGGGAAAUAAGCUGAUAAAGCUUCAUUCAAGGACAAAAGAACAAGUUUGACAUAAUACAACUCCUAGGUUUAACAGAGUUUACAUAUAUAUAUAAAUAUGUUUAUAAAUAAUAAACAUGCAAGUAUGUAAAUAAUAACUUGGCACUAAUUUGGUAGAUUUAAUCCUACCAAAUUGAGUUCAAACCCUUAAUUUCACAGUACUUGGGCUUUUUCUGAAAAUUUUCAUAUUCUAAUGUCCUUCCAAAUGUGUUUUUCUCUUAGCUUGUUCUAAAUAUGAGGAUAAGAAUUUUUGGUCUAGUCACUCACUGUUACAUCUAGCUAUUGCCCACUGUCACAACACCGAUGAGAGGUCUUAUCUAACCUCCUCCUUCCCACUUUCCUCUAUAUGAUCAGCACUGCUAUGGGUGCUGGGAGACAGUAUAGAUGCCACCCACCACCCCAAGAUGCUCACAGUAUAAUAGGGAAAUAUGGGAAUACCAGGGUGUAGGAGUCCCAUUAUGUGUCUUUUGCCUUCCACGGACCAGGAUUUGGGGCCCUCUUUUGUAAAAUGGGCACAAUUAUAUAACCUACCUCAGAGGGCUGUUGUGCAGACCAAGUGUAAAGUUGCUUAGUAUAGUACCUCAUGGUGCUCAAUAAGUGUUACCUAGAAUUAGUGUCCAUAGAUACUAUUAGAAUAGAGGAACUUCACAUAUAAGAUGGCUACAAAUUUCUCCUUUGAAAGAAAAGGGUGUUAUAAAUUCAAGAUAAGAUUUUCUCACUGCAAGGAACAAUCUCACUAGGAGAAGGAAUUGAGAAGAAUCAGAGGAAAUGUUAGGCUUUCCAAUUCCCAAAUCCAGUUUUGAUAUUUCUAAAUAGGUUAUGAGAAUUUUAGUGUGUUUUUAAAAUUUGCUUUUCCUAAGUUAUAUUUUUAAGGGGGCACUAUAUGUAAUAUUAGUAUGUUGGAAAAUAUUAUAUACAAAAUAAAAUUCUGUAUGUCAUAUUAAAAUGUAAUUUAACAGGAUGAUAAUCACAGGAAAAAAGAAAAACUUACUUGAUAACCCUCAGAAAUUGCAAAAGUAUUAUAUAUAUGUAAACUGGCGUAUAUGAAUAAAUUACUACUUAUUGCAUAUGUAGCAAAUAAAGCAGUGUUAGGCAAUAUCUUGUGCUUACAGUGUCCUAAGCAUGAGUGCUGAAUAAAGUAUAAUACAUAUAUACAGUAUUAUAUAUAUAUAGUGCUGGUUUCAAUCUAUUAUGUACCCCAGGAAAGCCAUUUUCUUUUGAUCCAGACUUGUGAUGGCAGACCUAUUGUGGGUGGGAUCUUUCGAUUAGGUUGUUUCCAUGGAGAUGUGACCCCACCCGUUCAAGGUGGGUCUUACUUAGUUUACUGGAGUCCUUAAAGGGAGCUCAGAGCCAACACAGACCCAGAGCUUGGAGAUGCAGACAAAAAGACAUUUUGAAGAGCGCUCAGAGACACUUAGAGAGGAAAAAUCCAGAGACGUUUUGGAGAAAGCAAAGGAAAUCAGAAGCUAACCCUGAGAGCGGCCCACCCAGCUCUGGCCAUGUGCGUUCCCAUGUGAAAGAGGAACUCCGGAUGCCAUUGGCCUUUCUUCAGAGAAGGUACCGUCCUACUGAUGCCUUAAUUGGGACAUUUUCAUAGCCUUAGAACUGUAAAUUUGUGAACUAAUAAACCCCUAUUGUAAAAGUCAAUCCAUUUCUGCUAUUUGGCAUUUCAGCAGCAUAGCAAACCAGAACAGGUUUAUAUGUAUAGUUUUUCAUGACAAUCCUAUGUCAGCGACCUGGGGAGAAAACCUUUAUUGCCAACCACUCUGAGCCAUCAGCUGGUGUUCUUACUGCUUUCUAAUUUGAUGCAUAUCAAAAAGAAGUGUCAUGAGGAGAAAAUGGCUUUACUUAAGAGUACAUGUACACAACAGUUUUGUGACAAUAAAUACAUUUAUGAAUGUU